UGGAACAAACCUCUGAGUGGAUCUGCGUGACACCAAACUCCACCACCAUGCAUCUGUGGAGUGCUGAGGUGGUACCUCACCUGCUCGAGACACACUAACUGCAGCCAGGGGGUCACCUGAUGGCCUCCCGGCCUCGCCACACAUCAGCUCGCUCAGUGCUCAGUGCGCCCUUUGCCCAUCGCUGUGAUGAAGACCGCCAGCCGCGCCCAGCCCUGCAGCAGUCCCCCGCUGGUCCAGAUGAGGCGCUAUACACCCGGGCUAUAUCCUUUCCUAUUCCCUUCGGUCAUCAGCUCCCUGCCACAGCUGCCGCUGCCGUCACCUCAGAGGCUGCAGAUCCAGCAGCCGUCCAGCAGCGGCAGCACACCUUCGCCUGUUGCCAUUGAAACACAGAGCACCAGCUCCGAGGAGCUUGUCCCCAGCCCGCCGUCGCCGCCGCCCCCUCCGAGAGUCUACAAGCCCUGCUUCGUCUGCCAGGACAAGUCCUCCGGAUACCACUACGGUGUCAGUGCAUGUGAGGGCUGCAAAGGCUUUUUCCGCCGAAGCAUCCAGAAGAACAUGGUGUACACGUGUCACCGGGAGAAGAACUGCAUCAUCAACAAGGUGACGAGGAACCGCUGUCAGUACUGCCGCCUGCAGAAGUGCUUUGCAGUGGGAAUGUCCAAAGAGUCUGUUCGAAAUGACCGGAAUAAGAAGAAGAAAGAGAGCCCAAAGCCGGACCUGGCAGAGAGCUACGAGCUGACAGCCGAGCUGGAGAGCAUCAUUGAAAAGAUUCGUAAGGCCCAUCAAGAAACCUUCCCCUCCCUCUGCCAGCUUGGCAAAUACACCACGAACUCGAGUGCAGACCACCGUGUGAGGCUGGACCUGGGCCUGUGGGACAAAUUCAGCGAGCUGGCCACCAAGUGCAUUAUCAAGAUCGUGGAAUUUGCCAAACGAGUGCCUGGCUUCACGGGGCUGACCAUCGCCGACCAGAUCACGCUCCUGAAAGCUGCCUGCCUGGACAUUUUGAUCCUGCGCAUCUGCACAAGGUACACCCCCGACCAGGACACCAUGACCUUCUCGGACGGGCUGACCCUCAACCGGACGCAGAUGCACAAUGCAGGCUUCGGCCCACUCACUGACUUGGUGUUCACUUUUGCCAACCAGCUGCUGCCCAUCGAGAUGGACGACACGGAGACAGGCCUCCUCAGCGCCAUCUGUCUCAUCUCCGGAGAUCGUCAGGACCUGGAGGAGCCCUCGAAGGUGGACCAGCUCCAGGAGCCGCUCCUGGAAGCUCUGAAGAUCUACGUGAGGAAGCGUCGGCCCAGCAAACCACACAUGUUCCCCAAAACCCUGAUGAAGAUCACAGACCUGCGCAGCAUCAGUGCUAAAGGAGCAGAGCGGGUCAUCUCUCUGAAGAUGGAGAUCCCAGGUUCCAUGCCACCGCUCAUCCAGGAGAUGCUGGAGAACUCGGAGGGCCAGGACAGCCAGAGCAGCAGCAGCACUUCAGCUGAGGCAGGCGCCAGCCCCAGCAGCAAGGGCAGCCCCAAAGAGGACGCCCCUGCUGUGGAGUCGCCGGAGUCCCCGGACACUGAGGGGGCCACAGCCACACCGCCCAGCGACGACCCCUAGGAGGCACCCUCGGGUGCCUCUGAGACUUUCUCUGACAUUUCUUUGCACAAAAAAAAGAACAGCCGGGCAAGACGUCGACCCCCUAUAACCCCUCUGCCCCGACUCUUCGACGCUUGGUAUUACCUUAUCUUUAUAUCUUUCUUCUCCCAUUCCCCUAAGAUUCCCUCCUUAAAAAGAAAACAUCAACACGGAGGCCUCAAAGGAUCAGCGCUUUGUGUAUAAUUCUGAAUUGAGCUCUUCUUCGGCAUGGUGUCUCUGGGACUGGGACAGGAAAAGGCGUGGCCCUCGCAAACCGCCAGAGAUGAUACUCCUCAGGUCUCCUGUGUAACUUCUUAUCUGCAUGACGGGAGUUGGAUAAGUGGUUUUACUCCUCUCUCUCUCUCUUUCUCUCUCUCUCUCUCUCUCUCUCUCUCUCUUUUACUCUGUCCUCAUCUCUUUUCAUCUCUAAUAUUGUUGGCAUACAUGCAUUGUACAUACCAUUGUAUGGUUAGAUCUCUGUUUCUAUGAUGAAUUUUGUGGUGCUUUUUUCAUUGUCUUAAAUAUUAUCUUUGAGGCGAUACAUCACGGUUUAAAGAGGGACUGAUUGUAAGUCCUUCAAAAAGUUAUCUAGAAUGUUAUUGCAUAUAGACAUUAUGGAAGUCUAAUAUUUUAUAUUUGUUCCUAUAUUUAAAACAGUUUUUGUCUUUUAAAACACUUAUUAGUUCAUGUGUCUACAUGAAUGAGUGUACAUCCACACCGCCAGAAUGCAAAGCUUCUCUCCAUAUCGACAGCCAAGUCUGUUCCACUGUUUUCUCAAAGGAGGGAAGCACAACAGCAAAAAGCCUUUUGACACACACUCAUCAGAUUGACCGCAGCUGUUUAACUUUUCAGUCUUGGCAUGAACCGCAGAGACCCGGCGCACCAGAUUAGAUUUGGAAUCAGCCUGUCGAUGAAAUUAACUCAUUUGGUGGCUGUAUCUCCUCAGAAAAUCAGUUUACCUCACUGUCAAAAUAAAUUGGGGAAAUUAGGUUGUUGAUAGAUACCAGAGGUUUUUCUGCAGUGGGCUGUGAUCACGUAGGACACCCUAUACUUCUGCUGGACCGUGAUUCAUCUUUAGCUGUGCUCCGUUACGAGCUUUCACAAGUUUAACAAAUUUCUCCCCCUAAAGAAAAUGAAGUUCCCUAACGUAUCACGCUUAUUAUUACUGGUCUGAAACCACGAGUGUCUGGCUUCACAUUAUGCUACUUCAUAUUUAUCAACCUAAUGUGCAGCAGCAUGAGUUCACUGUUCAGAGGAAAAAAUACAAGAACAGAAAGUGUCUCAUUGCCAGUGAAACUAAUUUAUCAGAGAAUUUAAAGGAAUACAGAUGUUAGCAAGCGGAGACAACGUUCUUCUCCUCACUUUAAAGGGAGUCUGUCCAUCUACAGGAUAGUUAGUUACAGGAUGAUGGUAGAACAUCAUGUAACAGAAACACAAAUAGAAGAGUAAUCAGGUCAAUCAGCUGACUCAGUAAUGUCAGUUACACACAAUAUCGAUCCAGUGUUAGCGAACAACAGCUAGCCUAAGACGCCAUUAGCUAAGUUUUAUGCAAGAACGAGACUGUAGCAGCUAAAUCCCGAGUGUGCUGGACCUAGCAAGUUUUAUUGCAGUUUAGCUUUUCAUUUGUAACAGAACGAAUGUGCUAAUUCAUCUUUCAGUUCACUCUCUCUUCCAAAUAAAUUUAGCUAAUCAAACUCUUUGUUUAAAACCCGUAUGAUCAUCAGACUGUGGUUCUUUUUAAAGUUCCUCUCCAGAUGUUUUAAACGUAGCAGACGUAUCAGAACGGUUAGCGCAGUUAGCAUCUUUUAUUUGUUUAUGUUGUUUGUUAGCUUGUAACCACCUGGCAGUGGCUGACACAGUGUUAGCGGUUGUGCUAAUGCUAACUCUCGCUCUCUCUGUAGUGACAAGGUUUCAGGUGUAUUUAGCCCCGCCCCCUGUCCCCACAAGUCAUCAGGAUUGGUUCCUUAGGUUUGUGACAUAUGAAACCCUGGCUGUCUGUUUAUGAGACUGUCAUUGGUUCACUGCAGUUCAAGGUGGAAACACUCAGUCAUGGUGUUGAUGAUUAUUUCAUCAUCAUAUAUCUGUAUUAUAUAAAAGCAUUAUAUGGAUGUUAACGAGGUUAAAAUCUUGAUUUUCAUAUGAGGAGGUCUUUAAUAAUGUUGCAGAGUUCCCUAAUCUUAAUUAUCUUGAUGAGUAUAUUUGCUAUUACUGACAAGAAUCAUGCAAAACUACUAAAAUAAGACUCGAGAUUUAAUAAACCAAAGUUUCAAGUAUUGGAAGUAGCUCCUGCCGCUGCAUGUGUUGGGUAAGAUAACAUUAAAACGCUGUACUUAUGAGUUAACUGCUAAGAUCUUGGAACGCUGCAACAAUGCUAAAAGAAGCACAAACUUAAACCAAACCUCAGAUUAGCCAAACUCAUUUGGAAGAGAAAACUAAAGUUAAGUGUCAUAUUAUUACCCAAGUAAUAAUAAACCAGUUUUCCUUUUCGCCUCUUUGUUGCCUUGUUCCCCUAAAGUCUCACUUCCUCCGUUAACUAACUCGGAUUUGCGCUGAAGCUUCCGCUCUGAUUACAGCCAACGGCAGUUUUGACCUCUCCAUUAAAUUGCCUGAAUGUCAACCUAAUGAGUGUGUAUCUGCCACCAACAGCAUGAACUACCAAGGCUCUGCAAACACACACGGGCUCUGUUAUGGCCUUAUGAGCAGAGCUCCUCAACCCGCUUUUCUCUACCUUUUCAGAAGUGUCUUGUUUGAACCAGUGAAACACAGGGGCAAUGCAAUCCUUAAAACACUGAUGACCGAGCUGCGUGGGUCGGGAAGAUUGUACACUAAAGCACAUGGUGGGGUGGUAUCCACAAGCGUUCGCCUUAGACUUUAGACUUGACAGUGUAAGCUACAUUUAAUGAUGCAAAAGGAGAUCCCAGAUGACCCUUCACUGCCCUGAGAGGUGCAGCUGAGUAAAGCUUCUCCGUGGACGAUAGAUGCAGCUGAGCUCUUAAUCUCAUAGGCGGGGAGGUGGGAGGUGUAGCGUAUCAGAUGAGGCAGUCUCGCUGAAAUUAAAAGAUGAUCCUCGAAAGCUGCUUCUCUUCUCAGCUGAUGUCACACAUCAUACUGAACAAUGAGAAUUAAACUCCAUUAUAGCCACUUACAGGACCCAGGUCCCUCACUACGCUGCUGUUCCCCGCUGCCUCAGUGGCUCCGUUCACUUUAAUAUCAAGUGAUUGUUCACUCACAGCACAGGGGACAAACUGACUGUAGCACUUCAACAUGUUGAACCCUGUGAAACAUCGCCGUAGCAUCGUAACAGCAGCGGCAGGGUCAAAGUUCAACUUUAAACCACUCAAGAAUAAAAGUUAUACAUCAUAAUUAAAUAGCUACGGAAAUACUCUCACUCCUUUAGGAAGCAGGUGUAGAUGACUACAGAACAGACAGUCUCGACUCAAGGCCCAGUUACUCCCUUGUUCUGGAGCUUUCAGCUAUAUCACAUGGUCUUCUACCAAUGUGCUUUCCAAAAUCACUCCCCUAUUGCUCCACAAUAACCUUUUACCAGUUUAAGUGGAGUGUUCAAAAUUCCCAGUGUAAAGUUUGUGCUCCAGAUAGUUUCCCCAGUCUCCAUGACAUGUACACUAGUUCACAUACACACAGCAAACAUUACAGCCGUGUGACAUUAAACAUGUCACUGACACAGAAGGAUGAUGACUCAGACAUGACUCCAUUUGCUCCUUAAUACAGACACAUCUACUGACCAUCUGUUAUAUGGGGAGCAGUGAAAGAGAGUCUGGACUUUAACUAGCAACGGUUGAAGUGACGGCUAUGUAUACAUUCCCAUGUGUUGCCGUAGUGAUGGAAAUCAAAGACUGCUAAACAUUUAACUCUAAUAAUGGCUACUUUACUUCUUCAGGAAACCAAGGUCGCUCUGACGCUCUGAGCUAGAGCUGUUGAUAUUUGCUUUAGAGACAAUUUAAUAUCAGAUGAUGAGUUUGAAUAAAUCCAUUUGUUACUUCAGCACCACGGACAGCGUCAUGGUUUCAUCAAUACACAACACAGUGUGGCAGGUUAACAACAGUUUGUGUUAACAAAGGUGUUAACACCCCCCCACCCCCUUCCACGUUGACUUAAAAGUUGAGCUUGACGGUUAAACCGUGAAUGAUUAAGUUUGAUGAUAAAUACAAAUACAAAUUCAAAACCAAAUAUGACUUUGGCACCUGUUUUUUUUUUUGGCACAAAAAUACUCCCAUACAUAUUAAACUAAACACCGAACUCCAUAUGAAAGAGUUGCAGAGCGUCGGGCAGUGAAGGGUUCAGGGUCUCAGCAGCACAUAAUAAAAACCCAUCUGCAUUCCAUCCCUGCCCAGAGAUACAUAUCAUAAGGGAAACCAGAGCUGUUCUUUUAUUUUAUUUUUUAAAAUUAAAUUUGUUUUGUUUCGUUUUGUUUUACCGUGUUUGAAUGUGAAUAAUGUCAUGGAGUCCGUCAGAGGAAUGAUAUGCAGUGUUAAGGAAUAUUUACUUCUAUCUCAAUGUACCAUAGGAAAUGCUCUCCCUUGAUUUUCUGUCUUGCUCUCCUGGUGAGAGGCAUCUAGAUGUUUUUUCUUUUCCUUAUUUUUUUUUUUUUUUUGAAGCUGGAAAACCUUCACAGCCGAAGAAUGUCCACAUCCACCCCUGAAGUGUCCGGCCAGCCCUCAGGCGCUUGGACACAGCAGGAGCUGUUAUCUGUUCCUUUAGGAAACAACUUCACAAUGCUGAAUUACUCUUGUUUGUUUCUGUUGAAUGUUGUACCGACGUAACUGUAAUACUCUACUAUCUAGCUCACUGCAAAGGUGUUACAUAAAUGGUGUGUGCUUUGCAUUUCAUUUGGCAGCUCUGUGGAAAAGACGCUCUGUUAUUUGUCCUUGGGAACAUCAACUCACAUCUAAGUGUAAAAAAAAAGAAAAGAAAAAAGGAGGAGGAACUGGAACUUGGCUGGCUGAUCUGGACAUCCAGGUCCUACUUCACUCAACACACACAUUUAUGAUUUGGGACAAUGACAAAGAGAAACUAAUGAAUGGAAGAAAGGGGCGGCCAAGUCACCUCAGCACCUGAUAUUGUCGAUAUGUUCUGUUCCUGUUUCAUGUCAAACAACAGAGCUGCCCCCUCCCCGUUCUACACCAGGAAGCCAAUCAGCUGUCGUCAAUCAAUCAAACCCAAUCAAUCGACAGCUAUUUGGUUAACAGGUCAAAUGAUGAACUAGGAAUUGACUGAGCAAGUGAAUAAGUGCUUUGAAAACCAACAGGAUUUGAUUUAAUGAGAUUUCAUCAGCUGUAGUUAAUAGUAGAAGCCAAUAUGGAAAAAUCGCCCCUCAGAUGUUCAGACAGCAUCCACUGGGAACAUGUUAAAGCUGCACUACUAAAUAUUUUUAUAUAAAUAAUGGAUCACAUACUGUAACUGUGUGUAAUGUGAAAGGUGUCACUCCUAAAGAAUGAUCACACACAGAGUCCAUUUCGGACUAACAUUUGUGAGGAAGACAGAAAGUAUGUGUGUGAGUGCACAUUUGGCCAAUUGUCUUCAAGACAAUUAAUUAUAAUUAUAUGACUUGAGAAUCUGGGGCAAAUUAAAGGUAGAAUUGUCCUUUUUGAUGUUGAAUAAAGUUUUGAAUGCCUGAUAAAUACAAAUACUCACUUCCCUGGAAUACUACAGUACGGAGGCCAAGAAAGGCCAUUGUCGCAAAUAUUUUUUUAUCCUGUUAUCCCGAGAUAACGAAGGUCGUUAUCCCGAGAUAAGAUAUUAUCAGGAGAAAAUUAGUUUUUAAUUUUUUUGCUCUUUUGUUGAAAUCAUUUUCUCCUGAUAAUAUCUCAUAAUUAAAAAAUUCAUUAAAAGGAUAAAAAGAAUAUUUUCGGUUAUGGCCGUUGUUAGCUUCCGUACUACAGUAUAAUGACGAUGGUGAGUGUUUAAGCUAAAGGACACUAAAAUAGAAAAACCCAGGACAAUUUCCAGUUUCACUGUCUUGGCAGCUGCCACACAGCUGCCACACAUUAUAGGCAGCCAAGAUGGCUACCCAAUUGCUAGCAUUGUAGUCAAACCAUGUAAACCUAAAUGAGCUAUUUUUAUUGAGCUACAUAUUUUUAAUUGCAUUUUAACAAGUGAACCCAGAUAAAGAAGUGUUAUUAAUGAUGUUGUUUUCACCAAGUAUCAGAUGUUCCCAGUUUAUGACUCAAAUAACAGGUAGGAGGUUGUUUUUUCCGCUCAUUAGUACCGUCUGACCAAUAUUAGCUAAGCGGUGGCUAACUAGCUACUCAGCCAAUAAAACCACAAGAAAACACAAAAACAUAGCAGUAAGGUUAAACCCUGUAUCAUCGCCACAUAUCAGUCCAACUCUAAAUGAACCAGGAGCCAGAACAUGUCUGUGGACCUCAGUAUCAGUCGUUACAGUAGCUCUGUUGUCUGUCCUCAAGCUGUUUUGGUAGACAUCACAAACUGUCCAUAGUUGCCUUUUUUCCAUCAGUUACAGAGAACCUCACCACCAAUCAUAUGCAGUGUUGUAUAGUCAUGUUAACAUGAGACAUGAUGGUCACAUCUUUCUGGCCAUGAGGGUGGAAACGGGCAGGGACUGAUGUGGAUUAAUCCCAUCAGCCCCUGUUGUUGGCCCGUAGGGUGAAGUUGACCUCAGGAGCUGCUCCGAGGUUUGAGCUUCGAUCUUGUUUGCUCUCCAUUUUAAAUAUUGUCUUUGUUUGUACAUUAACAUAUGCUUUUUAUGUUCAUAUACUGUUUAACUUUACCAUGAACUGUCCUGGCAAAGUAAUAAAAUAUAUUUAUUUUAAAA
Messenger RNA from Seriola aureovittata, 8419 nucleotides. Its product is annotated as retinoic acid receptor beta-like. The transcript is spliced from 8 exons. Gene Ontology annotation, biological process: regulation of transcription by RNA polymerase II; cellular response to corticotropin-releasing hormone stimulus; retinoic acid receptor signaling pathway. The record is from RefSeq and is a predicted model, not a curated record. Gene Ontology annotation, molecular function: RNA polymerase II cis-regulatory region sequence-specific DNA binding; nuclear glucocorticoid receptor binding; zinc ion binding. The coding region runs from base 187 to 1608 and encodes 473 amino acids. Gene Ontology annotation, cellular component: transcription regulator complex; nucleus. Lineage: Eukaryota; Metazoa; Chordata; Actinopteri; Carangiformes; Carangidae.